CCUACACUAUAGUGGUGCUAAGAAGAGCCAUUCUUCGAUCGCCUUUUUGGCCGUGGGAGAUUGGGGAAGAAGGGGUAAUUUUAAUCAGUCAGCAGUGGCAAAACAGAUGGGGAAGAUUGGGGAGCAGCUCGGAAUCGACCUUGUGAUCUCCACAGGGGACAAUUUCUACGACGAGGGAUUGAAAAGUGUCAAAGAUCCGCUCUAUAAACAAUCAUUCACUGAUAUAUACACAGCUAAGAGCCUUCAAAAGCCGUGGUAUGCAGUGUUGGGAAAUCAUGACUAUUUGGGGAGCACCGGCGCACAGCUCAGUAAAGAACUUAGGCGCGCUGACAAACGGUGGCAUUGCGAAAGAAAUUUCCUUGUGAAAGUAAAAGGACUCGUGGAUUUCAUUUUCGUUGACACUACUCCUUUCGUCGACAAAUACUUCAAGAAUCCUAAGAAACAGAAAUUCGAUUGGAGUGGUGUUCUACCAAGAGACAAGUAUAUCUCUGCUGUUAAAGAAAGUCUGGAUUCAACGCUGAGAAAAUCAAAGGCUACCUGGAAGAUUGUGAUCGCACACCAUACGAUCAGAAGCAUAGGCCAUCAUGGCGACACUCUGGAAGUCGUCGAGCAGAUUCUCCCAAUCCUUGAGAAAAAUAAGGUGCAUAUGUACAUCAAUGGACAUGACCACUGCUUGGAGCACCUAAGCAACGCAGACAGAAAACUGCAAUUCCUGACGAGCGGAGGCGGCUCGAAGGCUUGGAAGAAGGAUAUCCAUUACGGCGUGCACAAUGAUAGCCUGCGUUUCUACUACGACGGCCAGGGCUUCCUGGCGGUGAAGCUCACGAGGAAAUCGGCAAAAAUGGAGUUCUACGACGUUGCAGGGAAAGUUCUCCAUCGUAUGGAUCUCAAACCGUAAAAUCCCUAAUAUAAUGAUAGUAACAGAAAUCGAGAAACGGAACGACGUUGUGUAACCCUAGUUUGGUGAAAUUCAGCUUCUGAAAAAUCGAAACAGAAUCGAAAUUGAGUGCGGAAUAUUUGGUUGUGUGAUUCAUGAUGCUAACGCUAAUAAUAACGAACACGUUAUGUGCUUCUUCCCGAUUUGAGAAAGACAUUCGAAGAUACAGCGCAGAAUAAGGAAAUUCCGAUGUUAA
This is a messenger RNA of Andrographis paniculata, 1133 nucleotides long. RefSeq names its product purple acid phosphatase 3-like. Bases 107 to 898 code for a protein of 263 amino acids. Lineage: Eukaryota; Viridiplantae; Streptophyta; Magnoliopsida; Lamiales; Acanthaceae. The transcript has 7 exons. The record is from RefSeq and is a predicted model, not a curated record. Gene Ontology annotation, molecular function: ferric iron binding; ferrous iron binding; acid phosphatase activity.